Molecule: messenger RNA, 840 nt
Organism: Leptosia nina
Lineage: Eukaryota; Metazoa; Arthropoda; Insecta; Lepidoptera; Pieridae
Source: the annotation of a GenBank genome assembly
AUGGCGUUCAAAGUUAUAGCCUUAAUUACUCUCGUCAUCUCUACUAAUGGAAAAUUGAAUGAAGAAAACGAACAUAGUGUAGUGGGCAGUAAUAAUCUGUUUCCGUAUAUGGCAGCGAUAUUGAAGAAAACGACUUAUAUCAGCGCAGGCGCUCUCAUACACGAAAGUUGGAUUGUGACCGGGGCGGAUUCCUUGUAUAUGCUUCGGGAUAUAUCUCGGAUUCUUCGCGUUCGACUUGGUAGUGUCAACUGUAAAAAGGGGGGUUUCCUCUCCCCCGUAAAAUUAUUUUCCAUUCAUCCCCUUUUUGACGACAACAAGCCACAGUUUGAUAUAGCUCUGAUAAAACUCCCGCAGCCAGUAAGAUUGACACCAAGCUUGAAUCCUAUUAAGCUUCUGACAAAGAGACGGGAAGUAGUUGCAACGCAUUUUAUUGUUACUUCGUGGGCAUCUUCACAGUGGAAGAAUCUUCAAAGUCUGAAUCCAUUCGAAAUUAACCGCCGUCGCCUACUGACGAUGUCACACGUACAUCCGACUAGCACUGAGGAAUGCUCUGAUCAGUUAGAAGCACAAAGCAUUAAUAAUACUGGUGGAGUAUUGUGCCUAGAACCGCCUUUAAAUGGGGACCCUUGUGAGAGAGAUAUAGGAGCACCGGUGGUCUUGAACGGAGUCUUAUGGGGAAUCAUCUCAUCUUGGAGGUCGGAGGAUUGUGAAGUUGAAUCUGGAACUAUCUUCGUGACUCUGGUAUCUCAUGUGGACGUCAGCUCGUGGAUACACGCAACGAUACACGGACACAAAGUGACAAAGAAACAUACCAUCGAUUAUGAUGAUAAUUUUAUUUAA